Messenger RNA from Triticum dicoccoides, 1432 nucleotides. RefSeq names its product methyl-CpG-binding domain-containing protein 2-like. Gene Ontology annotation, molecular function: DNA binding; zinc ion binding. NCBI's taxonomy places the organism in Eukaryota, Viridiplantae, Streptophyta, Magnoliopsida, Poales, Poaceae. The transcript has 5 exons. The coding region runs from base 390 to 1199 and encodes 269 amino acids. The record is from RefSeq and is a predicted model, not a curated record.
AUCCUGUGACAACCAGCCCCAAAACGCAGGGACAAGAGGAAGAGGGCCUUGGAGCCGACCCCUCCUUCAAUUCCCUUACCACUGAGUCCGUCGUCGGGAGCCCCGACGCGGAGGGCGGCGCUGCCGCCACACAGGCGGACGAUGAGGCGGAGAGUGGGGCGCCCGGCUCCUCUUCCCCGCCCCGACCGCCGCCGAGCAUCUCCGGGCGCCGCGAUCCUCUCAGGGCCGCGUGCUUCCGGAGGCUGGCCGCCUCCUGCGAAGCCCGCCGACUCCGCGAGGCGGAGCUCCUCCGUGCGUCUAAACUGCCCGCGGAGAAGGCUGAUGACCCCGACGAGCCAAUCUGGCCACCAAAAAGCCGCCAUUGGUGGCGCUUCGUGGAACUAAAAACUAUGGGGUCCAGCCCGGCUAAUCCUGGGCCCAACCCUGAUGAGAGUUCAUUAUCUCAUAUCAAGAGCCAAGAUAUGUUAGCUGAUAAGGUUGUGGACCAAUGGGAUGACAGUGACACUGAAAACUCCUCUGGAAGUGCAUCAUAUCAAGUUGUUCCUUACAAGAAUGCCCAAGGAGAAAACACCUUACCUGUGCUGUCUAAAAAAAGGAAAUUCAUUAUUAGUACAUAUUCUGUGCAAUGUAGUACUUGCCAGAAAUGGAGAGUUGUACCAUCCAAACUGAAAUAUGAGCAAAUCCGAGAGAAUAUUAUACAAGUUCCUUUUUCUUGCAAAUAUGUCCAUGGGUGGAAGCCACAAGUUACAUGCCAUGAUCCAACUGAUAUAUCUGAGGAUAAUGGCAUGGCAUGGGCAAUUGAUAUCCCAUGCAUCCCUCAGACCCCUCUUGGGUGGGAAAGGAAUAUUACUCUAAGGAAUGAACAGAGCACGAGAUUCGCUGAUGUGUACUAUAUCUCUCCUGCAGGCAGAAAAGUAAGAUCCAUGAAAGAUGUUGAAAGGUAUCUUGAAGACAGCCCAGACUAUGCUGCCCGCUUACAGUUAUCUCAGUUUUCGUUCAGGGUACCUAAACCUCCAAAUUGCCCUCGUCAGUCAGAGCUUAUUGAACCAACUGAAGUGCCACCUCCGGUUCACGAGGAUCCCGUGCACAACUACAUGCCGGUCCCUCAUGGAGAAGCCAAUCAUUUAACUCAUAUACCAGUUAUACUAGCUCUACAAGUACCAGUGAUGCUCUCCAAAAAGAGAAAACUAAACCAGUGAUGCUCUCCAGAAAGAAAGAAAAAUGCUCUAUCAGUGAUGUUCAAAUUUCAGACUUGAAAUGUGCUAGUUUGCUGUAUUAUGUUACUGUUAAUGUUCUACCUUAGCUAAGCUCGCUCCCCUUGUGCCGUACUUUACUCCAGCUUGGCUGGAACUGAGAGUUUUUGGGACAUCGACAUCAACAGAGGAAUGUUGUUGCAGAAAGUUAUUGAAACUGCCACAUUGCUUUUACCUCA